This is a messenger RNA of Malurus melanocephalus (red-backed fairy wren), 639 nucleotides long. RefSeq names its product alpha-globin transcription factor CP2-like. The transcript is spliced from 6 exons. The record is from RefSeq and is a predicted model, not a curated record. Gene Ontology annotation, molecular function: RNA polymerase II cis-regulatory region sequence-specific DNA binding; DNA-binding transcription activator activity, RNA polymerase II-specific. The annotation marks the transcript as partial. Lineage: Eukaryota; Metazoa; Chordata; Aves; Passeriformes; Maluridae. Gene Ontology annotation, biological process: regulation of transcription by RNA polymerase II. Gene Ontology annotation, cellular component: nucleus.
CUUGUCCAGAGUGUGGUCCGGGUGGUUUUCCACGACCGCCGCCUCCAGUACUCGGAGCAGCAGCAGCUCGAGGGCUGGCGCUGGAGCCGCCCCGGCGAUCGGAUCCUGGACAUCGACAUCCCGCUCUCCGUGGGAAUCCUGGAACCCCAAAUCCACCCCACGCUGCUCAACACCGUGGAAUUCCUGUGGGACCCCUCCAGACGCACCUCCGUGUUCGUGCAGGUUCACUGCAUCAGCACCGAGUUCACGCUGCGGAAGAACGGGGGGGAGAAGGGGGUCCCGUUCCGCAUCCAGAUCGACACCUUCGGGGCGGGGGGCAAGGGGGACCCCCCCGAGCACCUGCACUCCGCCAGCUGCCUGGUCAAGGUCUUCAAGCCCAAAGGCGCCGACAGGAAGCAGAAGACGGACCGGGAAAAGGUGGAGCGGCAGCCGGCGGCGGAGCGGGAGAAGUUCCAGCCGGCCUACGAGAGCACCGUGCUGGCCGAGUGCCCCCCUUGGCCGGACGCGCUGGGCGCCCCCCACAGCCCCCCGGGCACCCCGGGGCUGCCGUCCCCUCACCCCUUCAAGCUGCUGAGCCCCGAGAGGGUGUGCAUGUCCCCCGCCUGCGCUGCCGAGGGCCCCGCGGAGAGUCCUGGUGAG